AUGGAGGUUAUCUCUGAGAGAACACAUAAGGAGAAUGAGGUGGCCUAUAUGGCCGACGAGCUUGGUGUCCACAGAAUCUGGAACAAGGGGAGCAACUUCGCUGUCUCCCUUCACCGUAGGUGUUCGGCUCUGAUGAUCAUCCCCGCCGUCCGAGUUGCUAACACGAGCAUAGUGUACACGCCGCCCAAUGUAGCCAAGGGUGGUUGCAACAUCUUCGAUCAGAAGACGGGCAAGAAGAGCCACAUUACCAAGUGUGGCUACUACUCCGCAUAUGGACGGUUGCUGAAAGAGUAG
Molecule: messenger RNA, 294 nt
Organism: Phaeoacremonium minimum UCRPA7
Lineage: Eukaryota; Fungi; Ascomycota; Sordariomycetes; Togniniales; Togniniaceae
Product: putative cysteine dioxygenase protein
Exons: 1
Coding region: 1-294 (97 amino acids)
Biological process (GO): L-cysteine catabolic process
Molecular function (GO): ferrous iron binding; cysteine dioxygenase activity
Source: RefSeq, a predicted model, not a curated record